This is a messenger RNA of Rhodamnia argentea, 1592 nucleotides long. RefSeq names its product protein HEAT INTOLERANT 4. The transcript is spliced from 14 exons. The record is from RefSeq and is a predicted model, not a curated record. Gene Ontology annotation, biological process: regulation of cellular response to heat. NCBI's taxonomy places the organism in Eukaryota, Viridiplantae, Streptophyta, Magnoliopsida, Myrtales, Myrtaceae. The coding region runs from base 171 to 1247 and encodes 358 amino acids.
CAGACGCCAAAACCUCGCGCGCCGAUUGAACCGCGUUGUUUUCACGCCCAAAUCCAAAUAACUCCCACCCAAAAAAAAAAAAAAAAACCUAAUUCUCUGUCUUCUUCUCUUCGCUUCUCCUCUCUCAAGCGGUCGCAGCUGAAUCGAUCGCCGAUUGUCCAAGUCCAAGCAUGGGGAAGAGAGCGAAGCGACCAGCGAGCCAGCGAGGCGACGCCCAGUCGUCUUCUCAGCAGCAGCAGCAAUCCACCAAGACGACGACCGGCCGGGCGAACAAGCGCGUCAAGGCCGCGAAGCCGGAGGCCGAGCCCGAGUUCUUCGAGGAUAAGCGCAACUUGGAAGAUUUGUGGAAAGCUGUCUUUCCUGUGGGAACAGAGUGGGAUCAGUUGGACACAGUCUACCAAAUGAAUUGGGAUUUCUCUAAUCUUGAAAACGCUUUUGAGGAGGGUGGGAAGCUGUACGGCAACAAAGUUUAUCUCUUUGGAUGUACAGAACCUCAGCUGGUCCAUUAUAAGGGCGACUCCAAGAUUAUGUAUAUCCCUGUUGUUGUGGCUGUUGUAUCUCCUUUUCCACCAUCUGAUAAAAUUGGAAUUAAGUCGGUUCAAAGGGAGUCUGAAGAAAUAAUUCCAAUGAAGCAGAUGAAAAUGGAUUGGGUCCCGUAUAUUCCUUUGGAGAAUAGAGGCAGCCAAGUUGAUAGGUUGAAAUCUCAAAUAUUUAUUCUGAGCUGCACGCAGCGAAGGGCUGCUUUGAAGCAUUUGAAGAUAGACCGGGUUAAGAAAUAUGAGUACUGCCUACCUUAUUUUUAUCAGCCAUUCAAGGAGGAUCAGUUUGAGCAGAGUACUGAGGUUACAAUUAUGUAUCCAGUAGAACCACCGGUUGUUUGUGAAUUUGACUGGGAGAUCGAUACACUUGAGCUAAGCACGGGAGAACCUAUAUUUGAUUUGUUCAAACAUUGUUUUCAGGAAUUUACUGAUGAUCUCAUCAAAGGGGGGGAUCUGACCGAAGAUCAAAAGGAUGAUUUCAAGGAGCAUGUGAAGAAGACAGUUAGAGAGGCAAAGAAAGCUAAUAGAGAGGCAAGGGAAGCUCGCAGAAAGGCCCUUGAAGAAAUGAGUGAGGAAACUAAGUCCGCAUUCCAAUCUAUGAAGUUCUAUAAAUUUUAUCCUGUGCAAACACCAGAUACCCCGGAUAUAUCAAAAUCUAAGGUUCCUUUCAUAAACAGAUACUAUGGAAAAGCGCAUGAAGUUCUCUGAUGCUGUCUAUCUGCAAAAGUGGGGAUCUGGCCUGGAGACUUUCUGCAUCUCAGUUUGCUGCUUAGCAGUAAAAUAGCGAGUUGCUCGAUAAUUCUCAUGCACCAGUUGAGGUGGCAGCGCCUUGUGCACUACUCUUUUUGAUCAGCAGAGUAGUUGUCUGAUGGUGGGACGAGAUUGUAUUUCUUAGUUGCCAUUAGAUCUUCAUUUAUUUACAUUUUUUUUUUGGCAGAAAUCUUUAGUUUCUCUUAGUUCCCAGAGGAGUAGCUUGUAACAUGUAUCUCUGAGGCCUAUGUACUUCUGAAGAACAGGGAGCUUUAGGAAAUUCAAAUCUUUCAUUUUGGUGUU